Molecule: messenger RNA, 14199 nt
Organism: Solea solea (common sole)
Lineage: Eukaryota; Metazoa; Chordata; Actinopteri; Pleuronectiformes; Soleidae
Product: neuroblast differentiation-associated protein AHNAK-like
Exons: 7
Coding region: 289-13176 (4295 amino acids)
Biological process (GO): regulation of RNA splicing; peripheral nervous system myelin maintenance
Cellular component (GO): cytoplasm; nucleus
Molecular function (GO): protein binding
Source: RefSeq, a predicted model, not a curated record
GGAAGUCUCCUUCACUCGGAGGACAGCGGCUCUGAGUGUGGAGGAACAGGCGGCAGCGAGCUCGCACUCUUUUCUUCUCCUGGCUCUUUUUUCCCCCCUUUCUUCUCUCAUCCUCGCUGCUCUGUGACUGGCUGACCUGCUCACACACACACACACUCACAGAGAGGCUGAUCCAGGACGAGAGAGAGGGGAGACAGCAGCAGCAACAGCAGCACCUGCCUCACCCUCCACCUCCACCUCCAUCCCUGCGUCUCUCCUUCCUGCCUGAACCAACAUCUCGCCGCCAUCAUGUGCGACUGUUUCCACCUGGCCUUCCCCAACUGGCACGCCGCCUCCUCUGGGACGGGAGCUGGUGGACGGAGGCUAAGAGCACCAGAGCCCGGGACAGAGGACGAUUCAGUAUGUGACGAGCCGCCUCAGUUCACAGAGGGAGAGAGACCGCGUCCCCAAGGAUCGUCUCCUGUCGAGGAGUUUCCUGAAACCGAUAAAUACACCGACAGUGACAAAGAGUGUGACGCAGAGCAUGACCCGCGCCAUAAAAGUGGCACCGGGAAGAAAAGGAAAAAGUCUGGGCUCGGGUCCAUGUUUGAGAAGCGCUCGACUCCAAAGAUGAGUAAACUGAAGGAGCUUCCCAGUCCUGAGUCUGGUGUGAUCGUGAAAACAGCCAAAGAUGGGUGUGCAGAAGGUCUCAUUUACGGUGGAGGGGGGAAAGAGGGGAUCUUCAUUAAAGAAGUGGUACCAGAGUCACCAGCAUCAAAAAGUCUGAAACUGAAAGAAGGUGAUCAGGUCCUGAGCGCCACUGUGUAUUUUGACAACGUACCAUAUGAGGAUGCCAUUCAGAUUUUGGAGCAUGCUCAGGCGUACAAAGUGAAACUCUGCUUGAAACGCAAACCGGACAUCACUGAGACUGAACCAGCCAUGGAUUCCGAUGUUAUCCCUGAGGACGAGGUUUGCGCUCCGGAGAUGAGGGAACAAGGAAAAACCAAAAGGCGUGGAGAUGCUCGCAUUUCAUGGCCAAAGUUUCCUUCCUUUGGAAAAGGAGGGAAGUCCCGCUUUACCAGGUCUCACAGUUCCUCAGAGGCUGAUGAGCAGAGAAAGCUGGAGCUUAGCCCCACCACUAGUGACACCGAGUCACCUAUAAAAUCUCAGGAUGGCCUCAAAGGCAAGAAGAGGCACAAAAUGAAGCUUUCUGUUCUGACAAAGAGAGGCCGCAUAAGUUCAUCUGAAGAUCAGGACACAGAGGCACCAACAACUGGGCAGACCAGUGAUGACAUUCACCAGACAGCGUCAGACAUGCUGUCACCUGAAUGCAUUGAAAGCCUCUCAGGACAAAUACCUGAGGUCUUUGUAACGGAGGAUGUGAGAGUAGUGGAAGAAAUAAGACUUGAACGAAGCGAUCAAAUUAUGACAGAACCAGUUCAACACAAAGUGGAACUCAUCAGUAUAGACAGCACUUUAAAAACAGAAGAUCUAACUAUGGCUUUGGCAGAUCAAGGAUCAAGUCCCCCUGGCAUCAAAUCCCCUAAAGAGAAGAAAAGCAAGAAAGAAAGAUCUCAAUUAAAAAUGAAAAUUUUGGGUAAGGAGAAAUCACACAAGAAAGAUGCAAAAGGCUCACCAAAAAGGCUAAAAACACUAGGGGCAAGUAUUGAAGCAGCAGAUCAACCUGGAAAUGAAACAUCAGAUGCCAUUCCAGGCAGUGAGUCACAAACACAACUACAAGGAGAUAAUUUACUGCUGGAUAUCAACACCAGUGACGAGAGUCAACUUGCAAAGUCAGCCACACCACAGAAGGAAAUGAGUAUACCAACGGUUGAUUUUGAUAUUUCUUCUACCUUUAUGCGUAAAUCACAGAAACAAGAACAAGCAAAGAAAGAUGACAUAAAACAAAAGCAGGAAAUAAAGACCUGUCCGACAUUUAAACUGCCUAAACUUGGUUUCAGUGAUAUUUCAACUGAGGAAACUGUACAAACAGUGAAUGUUGAAGAACGUCCAACAAAAAUGAAGCGUAAAAGUGAGGAUCCAGCAGUGAAAGACGAUCCUUAUGACAUACUUUCAAAAAGCAGUCAACUUCCCAAACGUGAAGACAUUGAAAUUCCAGGUAUGGAGGACAUGGCUGUGAGAACCAAAGCCAAAGGAAUUAAAGAGCCUAAAGUGGGUUCAAGAGGACAUCAUGAAGAAAUGAAGGCUGACGCUGUACAAAUGUUAAUCGAUGUUAACAGUGUAAAAGCGGCUGUUUCAAAACUGCCUGGAUUCAAGCUGCCAAAGGUUGACACAUCCGGAGUCCCUAUUCCUGAAGAAAUUACUGUGAUAGAUGCAAAUGCACAAAGAAUAUCAGUGAAAACACCUACUAAAGUUGCAGAUACCAAAUCAAAAUAUGGGGGGCACCUUAUGAAGGUUGACAUAACUGCCUCACCAGAAAUCAAACUCCCUAAGAUUACACCUGCGGCUUCAACCUCAGAGGACCUUUUAGUCGAGACCAAGGUAGACUUUAAAACACCUGAAAAAGUGUUCAAAACAGAGGUCUACAAACGAGAAGAUAUUAUAAUUCCUGGCAAAGAAAGUAAACAAGGCACAGUGGGGAUCACAUUUGAAAAUCAAUCUGCUGCUAUGUCCAGCCCAAAAGAAUCAAGUAAGAAAUCCAGUAAUUUAAAGAUAACAACGGCUAGCUUUAAAAUUGCACCAGUCAUACAAGUCCCUGAAAUUGCUGGUGACUUCACGAAACAGAACAAUUAUCAGGAAGGUGAUGCACUAUUAGGAAGAAGAACAAUAGUGUUCCAAGGUGAAACACCAAAAACUGGCGAGAGACAGAUUGGAGCAGUCGUAUCGGAUGUUAAAAUGCCGGACAUCGAUAGCAUUGAAUACAUUGAUUCAGUCAGUGGUUCUCCAGCCAAAAUGGGUGUUGGCAUUAAUCUUACAGGUUUUGGUGUUCACCUUGAUGCUACAAAGCCAAAAACUGACAUUGAUGUUGAAGCUGAGGUCAAACUCCCAGAUGCUCCUGAAGUUAAUGUUACUCUUGAAGCUCCAGAUGUUUCUAUUUCAGAGCAAAAGCUGGAAAUUGAAAAACCUGAAUUGGAAAUCAAACCACUACAAACUGAAGUUGAAUUUGAUUUACAAAGAAGCAAAUUCAAGAUGCCAAAGUUUGGUAUUAAAAUGCCAAAAAUGAAAGGACCUCAAUUGGAUAUAAGCUUGCCAAGGAAAGACAUGGAUGGUGCACUUCCAGAAGGUAAAGCUGCGGUCAAACUCCCAGAUGCCCCUGAUGUUGAUGUUGAUCUUGGAAGCAUAGAUGUUUCAAUUCCAGAACAGAAACUAGAAGUUGAAAAACUUGAGUUGGAAAUCAAACCUCUACAGACUGACAUUGAACUUGAUGGACAAAGAACCAAAUUUAAGAUGCCAAAGUUUGGUAUUAAAAUGCCAAAAAUGAAAGGACCUCAAUUGGAUAUAAGCUUGCCCAAGAAAGACAUGGACAUCACAAUACCAGAGGCUAAAGCUGAAGUUAAACUCUUGAAUGCACCUGAAGUUGACAUUAAUCUUGGAGGCAUAGAUGUUUCAAUUCCAGAACAGAAACUAGAAGUUGAAAAACCUGAGUUGGAAAUCAAACCUUUGCAGACUGACAUUGAACUUGAUGGACAAGGUAGCAAAUUCAAGAUGCCAAAGUUUGGGAUUAAAAUGCCAAACGUAAAAGGACCUGAACUGGAUUUAAACUUGCAGAAGAAGGAAGUAAAUGUCAAACUACCAGAAGCUAAAGCUGAGGUUAAACUCCCAGAAGCCCCUGAGGUUGAUGUUAAUCUUGGAAGCAUUGAUGUUUCAAUUCCUGAACAGAAACUGGAAGUUGAAAAACCUGAGUUGGAAAUCAAACCUCUACAGACUGACAUUGAACUUGAUGGACAAGGAAGCAAAUUCAAGAUGCCAAAGUUUGGGAUUAAAAUGCCAAAAGUAAAAGGACCUGAACUCGAUUUAAGUUUGCAGAAGAAAGAAGUAGAUGUCACAAUACCAGAAGCUAAAGCUGAGGUCAAACUCCCAGAAGCCCCUGAUGUUGAUGUUACUCUUGGAAGCAUAGAGGUUUCUAUCCCAGAACAAAAACUGGAAAUUGAAAAACCUGAGUUGGAAAUCAAACCACUACAAACUGAAGUUGAAUUUGAUUUACAAAGAAGCAAAUUCAAGAUGCCAAAGUUUGGGAUUAAAAUGCCAAAAAUGAAAGGACCUCAAUUGGAUAUAAGUAUGUCCAAGAAAGACAUGCAUGUUACACUUCCAGAAGGUAAAGCUGCGGUCAAACUCCCAGAUGCCCCUGAUGUUGAUGUUACUCUUGGAAGCAUAGAUGUUUCAAUUCCAGAACAGAAACUGGAAGUUGAAAAACCUGAGUUGGAAAUCAAACCUCUACAGACUGACAUUGAACUUGAUGGACAAGGAAGUAAAUUCAAGAUGCCAAAGUUUGGUAUUAAAAUGCCAAAAAUGAAAGGACCUCAAUUGGAUAUCAGCCUGCCAAAGAAAGACAUGGACAUCACAAUACCAGAAGCUGAAGUUAAACUCUCAAAUGCACCUGAAGUUGAUAUUAAUCUUGGAAGUGUAGAUGUUUCUAUUCCAGAACAAACACUGCAAAUUGAAAAAACCGAAUUGGAAAUCAAACAUGCAGAGGUUGAAUUCGAUGGACAAUUCAAGAUGCAAAAAAUUGGGAUUUCAAUGCCAAAAGUAAAAGGACCUGAAAUUGACUUUAACAUGUCAAAGCAAGAUAUGGAUAUUAAAUUUCCAGAAGCCAAAGCAGAAAUCCAACUCCCUGAUGUCGAACUAAAAGAACCUUCUACUGAAGUGGAAUUUAAUGCUCCUGAGAUUGAAGCUCAGUUGGGCAGUAUGAAAGGAUCACCAUCAAAAUUUAAACUACCAACAUUUAAAUUCCCCAAAUUUGGAAUUGCUACUCCAGCUGUUAGUGCUGAAGUACCCGACAAAGACAUUCAAGUUGAGGCUACAAUCCCAGAGGUCCCUGAAAUUGAUGUGAAUCUUGGAAAAGCAGAAGUGUUGAUUCCAGAAGGAAAGUUAAAGGUUCAAAAAGUUGAAAUGGAAAUCAAGUCCUUAAAGUCUGAAGGUGAAUUUGAUGGACAAGGAGGCAAGUUUAAAAUGCCAAAGUUUGGGAUAUCAAUGCCAAAAGUAAAAGGACCUGAAAUUGAUAUCAGUUUAUCAAAGAAAGAUGUGGAUAUCAAAUUACCAGAAGCCAAAGCAGAGGUCAGUCUCCCUGAUGUUGAACUAAAGGAACCUUCUGCUAAAGUGGAAGUUAAAGCUCCUGAGAUUGAAGCUCAGUUAGGUAGCAUGAAAGGAUCACCAUCAAAAUUUAAACUGCCAACAUUUAAAUUGCCCAAAUUUGGAGUUGCUGCUCCAGAUGUCAGUGCUAAAGUACCUGAUACUGACAAAGACAUUAAAGUUGAGGUUACAAUCCCAGAGGUCCCUGAAAUUGAUGUUAAUCUUGGAAAAGCAGAAGUGACAAUUCCAGAAGGAAAGAUAGAGGUCCAAAAACCUGAAGUUGAACUCAAACCUCUACAGAUGGAGGUUGAACUUGAUGGACAAGGAGGCAAAUUCAAGAUGCCAAAGCUUGGGAUGUCAAUGCCAAAAGUAAAAGGACCUGAAAUUGAUAUCAGUAUAUCAAAGAAAGAUGUGGACAUCAAAUUACCAGAAGCCAAAGCAAAGGUCAGUCUCCCUGAUGUUGAACUAAAGGAACCUUCUGCUAAAGUGGAAGUUCAAGCUCCUGAGAUUGAAGCUCAGUUAGGUAGCAUGAAAGGAUCAGCAUCAAAAUUUAAAUUACCAUCAUUCAAAUUCCCCAAAUUUGGAGUUGCUGUUCCAGAUGUCAGUGCUAAAGUACCGGAUACUGACAAAGACAUUAAAGUUGAGGUUAAAAUCCCAGACGUCCCUGAAAUUGAUGUUAAUCUUGGGAAAGCGGAAGUGUUUAUUCCAGAAGGAAAGUUGGAGGUUCAAAAACCUGAAGUUGAAAUCAAACCUCUACAGACUGAAGUUGAACUUGAUGGACAAGGAAGUAAAUUCAAGAUGCCAAAGCUUGGGAUGUCGAUGCCAAAAAUAAAAGGACCUGAAAUUGAUAUCAGCAUAUCAAAGAAAGAUGCGGAUAUCAAAUUACCAGAAGCUGAAGCAGAAGUCAAUCUCCCCGAUAUUGAAUUAAAAGCACCUUCUGCCAAAGUGGAAGUUCAAGCUCCUGAGAUUGAAGCUCAGUUAGGUAGCAUGAAAGGAUCACCAUCAAAAUUUAAAUUACCAACAUUCAAAUUCCCCAAAUUUGGAGUUGCUGCUCCAGAUGUCAAUGCUAAAGUACCGGAUACUGACAAAGACAUUAAAGUUGAGGUUAAAAUCCCAGACAUCCCUGAAAUUGAUGUUAAUCUUGGGAAAGUGGAAGUGUUAAUGCCAGAAGGAAAGUUGGAGGUGCAAAAACCUGAAGUUGAAAUCAAACCUCUACAGACUGAAGUGGAACUUGAUGGACAAGGAAGUAAAUUCAAGAUGCCAAAGCUUGGGAUGUCGAUGCCAAAAAUAAAAGGACCUGAAAUUGAUAUUAGCAUAUCAAAGAAAGAUGUGGAUAUCAAAUUACCAGAAACCGAAGCAGAGGUCAGCCUCCCUGAUAUUGAAUUAAAACAACCUUCUGCUAAAGUGGAAGUUCAGGCUCCUGAGAUUGAAGCUCAGUUAGGUAGCAUGAAAGGAUCGCCAUCAAAAUUUAAAUUACCAACGUUCAAAUUUCCCAAAUUUGGAGUUGCUGCUCCAGAUAUCAGUGCUAAAGUACCAGAUACUGACAAAGACAUUAAAGUUGAGGUUAAAAUCCCAGAUGUCCCUGAAAUUGAUGUUAAUCUUGGGAAAGCAGAAGUGUUAAUUCCAGAAGGAAAGAUAGAGGUUCAAAAACCUGAAGUUGAAAUCAAACCUCUACAGAUGGAGGUUGAACUUGAUGGACAAGGAAGUAAAUUCAAGAUGCCAAAGCUUGGCAUGUCAAUGCCAAAAGUAAAAGGACCUGAAAUUGAUAUUAGCAUAUCAAAGAAAGAUGCAGACAUCAAAUUACCCAAAGUUGAAGGAGAACUCAAUCUCCCUGAUAUUGAAAUAAAAGAACCCUCUGCUAAAGUUGAAGUUAAAGCUCCUGAAAUUGAAGCUCAAUUAGGUAGCAUGAAAGGAUCGCCAUCAAAGUUCAAAUUACCAACAUUCAAAUUCCCCAAAUUUGGAGUUGCUACUCCAGAUGUCAGUGCUAAUGUACCUGAUACAGACAAAGACAUUAAAGUUGAGGUUAAAAUCCCAGACGUCCCUGAAAUUGAUGUUAAAGCGGAAGUGUUAAUUCCAGAAGGAAAGUUGGAGGUGCAAAAACCUGAAGUUGAACUCAAACCUCUACAGACUGAAGUUGAACUUGAUGGACAAGGAAGUAAAUUCAAGAUGCCAAAGCUUGGCAUGUCGAUGCCAAAAAUAAAAGGACCUGAAAUUGAUAUUAGCAUAUCAAAGAAAGAUGCAGAUAUCAAAUUACCAGAAACCGAAGCAGAGGUCAGCCUCUCUGAUAUUGAAUUAAAAGAACCUUCUGCUAAAGUGGAAAUUCAGGCUCCUGAGAUUGAAGCUCAGUUAGGUAGCAUGAAAGGAUCGCAAUCAAAAUUCAAAUUACCAACGUUCAAAUUCCCCAAAUUUGGAGUUGCUGCUACAGAUGUCAGUGCUAAAGUACCAGAUGCAGACAAAGACAUUAAAGUUGAGGUUAAAAUCCCAGACGUCCCUGAAAUUGAUGUUAAUCUUGGGAAAGCGGAAGUGUUAAUUCCAGAAGGAAAGUUGGAGGUGCAAAAACCUGAAGUUGAAAUCAAACCUCUACAGAUGGAGGUUGAACUUGAUGGACAAGGAAGUAAAUUCAAGAUGCCAAAGCUUGGGAUGUCAAUGCCAAAAGUAAAAGGACCUGAAAUUGAUAUCAGCAUAACAAAGAAAGAUGCGGAUAUCAAAUUACCCAAAGUCGAAGGAGAAUUCAGUCUCCCUGAUGUUGAAUUAAAAGAACCUUCUGCUAAAGUGGAAGUUCAAGCUCCUGAGAUUGAAGCUCAGUUAGGUAGCAUGAAAGGAUCACCAUCAAAGUUCAAAUUACCAACAUUCAAAUUCCCCAAAUUUGGAGUUGCUGCUCCAGAUGUCAGUGCUAAAGUACCGGAUAGUGACAAAGACAUUAAAGUUGAGGUUAAAAUCCCAGACGUCCCUGAAAUUGAUGUUAAAGCGGAAGUGUUAAUUCCAGAAGGAAAGUUGGAGGUGCAAACACCUGAAGUUGAACUCAAACCUCUACAGACUGAAGUUGAACUUGAUGGACAAGGAAGUAAAUUCAAGAUGCCAAAGCUUGGGAUGUCGAUGCCAAAAAUAAAAGGACCUGAAAUUGAUAUUAGCAUAUCAAAGAAAGAUGCAGAUAUCAAAUUACCAGAAACCGAAGCAGAGGUCAGCCUCUCUGAUAUUGAAUUAAAAGAACCUUCUGCUAAAGUGGAAAUUCAGGCUCCUGAGAUAGAAGCUCAGUUAGGUAGCAUGAAAGGAUCGCAAUCAAAAUUCAAAUUACCAACGUUCAAAUUCCCCAAAUUUGGAGUUGCUGCUCCAGAUGUCAGUGCUAAAGUACCGGAUACUGACAAAGACAUUAAAGUUGAGGUUAAAAUCCCAGACGUCCCUGAAAUUGAUGUUAAUCUUGGGAAAGCGGAAGUGUUAAUUCCAGAAGGAAAGUUGGAGGUGCAAAAACCUGAAGUUGAAAUCAAACCUCUACAGAUGGAGGUUGAACUUGAUGGACAAGGAAGUAAAUUCAAGAUGCCAAAGCUUGGGAUGUCAAUGCCAAAAGUAAAAGGACCUGAAAUUGAUAUCAGCAUAUCAAAGAAAGAUGCGGAUAUCAAAUUACCCAAAGUCGAAGGAGAAUUCAGUCUCCCUGAUGUUGAAUUAAAAGAACCUUCUGCUAAAGUGGAAGUUCAAGCUCCUGAGAUUGAAGCUCAGUUAGGUAGCAUGAAAGGAUCACCAUCAAAGUUCAAAUUACCAACAUUCAAAUUCCCCAAAUUUGGAGUUGCUGCUCCAGAUGUCAGUGCUAAAGUACCGGAUAGUGACAAAGACAUUAAAGUUGAGGUUAAAAUCCCAGACGUCCCUGAAAUUGAUGUUAAAGCGGAAGUGUUAAUUCCAGAAGGAAAGUUGGAGGUGCAAAAACCUGAAGUUGAAAUCAAACCUCUACAGACUGAAGUUGAACUUGAUGGACAAGGAAGUAAAUUCAAGAUGCCAAAGCUUGGGAUGUCGAUGCCAAAAAUAAAAGGACCUGAAAUUGAUAUUAGCAUAUCAAAGAAAGAUGCAGAUAUCAAAUUACCAGAAACCGAAGCAGAGGUCAGACUCCCUGAUAUUGAAUUAAAAGAACCUUCUGCUAAAGUGGAAAUUCAGGCUCCUGAGAUUGAAGCUCAGUUAGGUAGCAUGAAAGGAUCGCAAUCAAAAUUCAAAUUACCAACGUUCAAAUUCCCUAAAUUUGGAGUUGCUGCUGCAGAUGUCAGUGCUAAAGUACCUGAUACUGACAAAGACAUUAAAGUUGAGGCCAGAAUUCCAGAGGUCCCUGAAAUUGAUGUUCAUAUUGGAAAAGCAGAAGUGUUAAUUCCAGAAGGAAAGUUGGAGGUGCAAAAACCUGAAGUUGAAAUCAAACCUCUACAGAUGGAGGUUGAACUUGAUGGACAAGGAAGUAAAUUCAAGAUGCCAAAGCUUGGGAUGUCGAUGCCAAAAGUAAAAGGACCUGAAAUUGAUAUCAGUUUAUCAAAGAAAGAUGUGGAUAUCAAAUUACCAGAAGCCAAAGCAGAGGUCAGUCUCCCUGAUGUUGAACUAAAGGAACCUUCUGCUAAAGUGGAAGUUCAAGCUCCUGAGAUUGAAGCUCAGUUAGGUAGCAUGAAAGGAUCACCAUCAAAAUUUAAACUGCCAACAUUUAAAUUGCCCAAAUUUGGAGUUGCUGCUCCAGAUGUCAGUGCUAAAGUACCUGAUACUGACAAAGACAUUAAAGUUGAGGUUAAAAUCCCAGACAUCCCUGAAAUUGAUGUUAAUCUUGGGAAAGCAGAAGUGUUGAUUCCAGAAGGAAAGUUGGAGGUGCAAAAACCUGAAGUUGAAAUCAAACCUCUACAGAUGGAGGUUGAACUUGAUGGACAAGGAGGCAAGUUGAAAAUGCCAAAGAUUGGAAUGUCAAUGCCAAAAGUAAAAGGACCUGAAAUUGAUAUCAGCAUAUCAAAGAAAGAUGUGGACAUCAAAUUACCAAAAGUUGAAGCAGAGGUUAGUCUCCCUGAUGUUGAAUUAAAAGAAUCUUCUGCUAAAGUGGAAGUUCAAGCUCCUGAGAUUGAAGCUCAGUUAGGCAGCAUGAAAGGCUCGCCAUCAAAAUUUAAAUUACCAACAUUCAAAUUCCCCAAAUUUGGACAUGCUACUUCAGAUGUAAGCAGUGAAGUACCUGACAUAGACAAAGACAUUAAAGUUGACGUUAAAAUCCCAGAAGUACCCGAAAUUGAUGUUAAUCUUGGAAAAGCUGAAGUCUUAAUUCCAGAAGCAAAUAUGGAAGUACAAAUACCUGAAAUGGUAAUUAAGCCCUUACAGACUGAAGGGGAACAUGAUGGACAAGGAAGCAAGUUCAAAAUGCCAAAGUUUGGAAUUAAAAAGCCAAAACUAAAAGGGCCUGAAUUGGAUGUAAGCUUGCCAAAGAAAGACAUAGAUGUCACACUACAAGAGGCUAAAGCUGAGGUCCGUCUUCCAGAUGCCCCUGAGGUUGAUGUUACACUUGGAGGCAUAGAUAUUCAAAUUCCACAACAAAAGUUGGAUUUUGAAAAACCUGAUUUGGAAAUCAAACCUGGACAGUCUGAGGUUGAACUUGAUGGACAAGGAAGAAAAUUCAAGAUGCCAAAGCUUGGGAUGUCAAUGCCAAAAGUAAAAGGACCUGAAAUCGACAUCAGCAUAUCAAAGAAAGAUGCGGACAUCAAAUUACCAGAAGGAAAAGCAGAAGUUAGUGUCGUUACAGAUGUUGACCUGAGAGAACCUUCUGCUAAAAUCGAGGUCAAAGCUCCUGAGAUUGAACCUCAGUUGGGCAGUGUGAAAGAAUCACCGUCAAAAUUUAAACUGCCAACAUUCAAAUUCCCCAAAUUUGGAACUGCUUCUCCCAAUGUCAGUGCUGAAGUGCCUGACACAGAUGAAGAAAUCAAAAUUGAUGGCGCACACAUGCACAUAUCUGCACCACACACCACUGUGGAUUUUCCAGAAGUUAAAGCAUCAGUGACAUUGCCAGAUAUUGAAGUCAAGGAACCAUCCGCGGACAUUGUAAUAGUACAACAGCCAGGCAUUGAGGUAGAUGCAAAAGUGAAAAAGCCAAGAUUUUCACUGCCCAAGUUUUCCUUUUCAAAAACUAGUGUUAAGGCCACAGAAGUUGUCAGUCCAGAUUUUGAUGUUGAUGUUACAUCACCAGAGGUCAAAGAAGAAAUCUAUCUGCCAGAAGUUGAAGUCAAAGGAUCUUCAGUAAUUACUUUAAUGGAAGAGUCACCCAACGCAGAAUUUGACACAAAUUUGAAAAAAUCUAAAUUUUCAUUACCGAAAAUCUCUUUUUCAAAGUCAAGUGUUGCAACAGCCAAAGUCAGUGCGGCGCUUCCACAGGUUGAUGUGUCUCUUAAAGAAGGAGAAGUAAUAGUCAAACAACCUGAGAUGGAAAUAAAAUCUCCUGAGCUUGAAAGUCAACAAGGUAGCAAGUUCAAAAUACCAAAGUUUGGAAUUGCACUGCCAAAAGCAAAAGGACCAGAAGUUGAUUUAACUACAUCACAGAAAGAUGCAGACAUCACACUGCCAGACGUAAAAGCCGAGGUCAAGUUGCCUGAAGUUGACGUCAAAGAAUCUUCAACUAGUGUGGAGACUGAGGCAAAGUCGAAAGACGUUGGAGGAUCGCCAUUAAAAUUUAAAAUGCCAACACUGAAGAUGCCUAAAUUUGGAAGUGCCACCCAUGAUGUCACUGUAGAAGCACCAGAUGCAGACAAAGCUGAAAUCAGCAGUGCUAAACUUGAGGAGGAUAUCACUAUCAAAAUCAGUGGCCCCAGUGUUGAUGUUACCGCUGUGGAUUCUGAAACACCAAAGACUGACACUGACGACAUUGAUCACGGCUCUCCAAGUAGAUUCAAACUGCCAUCAUUUAAAAUGCCGAGGCUGAGUCUUUCAAGACCUAAAACUGAGGAGGAAAAUGUCCCCACUGAAGUUAAAGAAGAUGAACUGGAGACAGCACGAGAGACUAAGUCGCCAAAGAUGACUUUGACAUCAUUUGGUGAGAUGCUCAAGAAUUUUGACGUUGAAUUUGAUGUUUCACAACCAGACAAAGAGGAAGGAGAAAACCUUGGAACAAGAGAACCCAGUGGAGAUCAGUUAGACGCAAAGGAAAAGGACACAGAUACCAAGCAAGGUGCAGCCAAAAGUCCUGAGAAGACAAGUUGGUUUAAAUUCCCCAGGUUUGGGCUUUCCUCUCCAUCAGAACCUGUCAAGACUUUUGAGAAAGAAGAGCAAAGGGAUGAAAAGAGCCCACUGGGCGAAACAGGGGCUGAGGAAACAAGUCCUACCUGUUCCGUCCAAUCAUCCGAUGCCUUUGCUGAUAUUAGCUCCACAGUGACGAGUGAGCACGUUGGCAUAUCCAUAUCCUCUCCCACCAAGGUUACCGUCAAAUACUCUGAUCCUAACGGUGCUACGGAGUUAGAAGAGAUCCAUAGCAAAGUCAUUACUUCCACCACAAAGACUGAAAUGAUCUCAGUUGAGCCCAACUUACCUGAAAAAAUCACAAUUUUGUCAUCUGGGGUCUCAUCUUCAUCAGAGGACACCGUCAAACUGGAAUCUGGAAAAAUACACAUCAUUUCAUCAAAUAUACAAGCAACACCAGAGGCACAGCAUGCCAAACUGUUCAGUGCUGUUCAGGUUCAGUCUGCCGGAGGCCUCGCCCUGGAAUCAGAGGCUGGCGAAGCUGCAUCGUGGACUGUUGAAGAUUCCCAAAGUGGCAGGAGAACAGUCUUUGAGAGGCACGUCGUCAGGGAAACGUCGAGUGAAAGAAGUGAGAGCAAAGAAACAAUUGUCAUCACAAAACAAGUCACGCAUAUAUUUGACUCCUCCGAACCCAUCUCAGGCGAGACGGCUUCGUCCAUACAGCGACUGAGAGACACUGUGCACUCUGAGAAAAUGAGGUUCUUUGAUGGAGCUGAAAAGUGAAAUAAUUUGAUGUAAAUUAUGUUUUUAGAUGCAGUACAGUCUCUAACCGUCGGGUUGUUUAAUUUGCUGAUUGUCAUGUAAGAGGAAGGAGAGAGAGAGAACUUUACAACUGUACAACUUAACUUUGAUCUCAAGUUGCAUGAUUUUGAGCUUUUAAGAGAUAGAGUGCAAAUUAUGACAGGGCUUCAGCAAAUAUCUUUAAUAAUGGUAUAAAACUAAACUAAGCAAUGUCUUUUUGUCAUGCCAUAGUUUUUAAAUGUGCAUUUGAAGUGGUCGAUGCAAAAAAAAUCAUGUCACUUACAUUCCACAAUAUUUUUUACAAUAAUUUUACCGUAAAAACACCUUCAAUACACAACUGCAGUAUAUGUCAAAAAAAAGGAAUAUGUAUAUGUAUUAUCAAGAUACUCUUGUUGAAAUAGUUCAAAUGUAAAAAGGAAAAAAAAAGAUAGCAAUGCAAAGCUGAAAUGCUUACAAUCAAUCACAGAAAACGUGCUGCUGCAAAUAUAUUUUUUACUAAUACUUUGCUACGUAGAACCUAAUUUGCUAAAAAAAAAAUGUAUUAUCAUUUUAUUAUGUUUACAUUAUAUAUAUCGCUGUAUAAAGUGGGAAUACUGAAGUGGCAAUGUAUAUAUAUAGCUUUUAAAUGACCUCCGGAGUUUUAUUCGAUUCCUGCUCCUGUUUGUAUUCUAAAAGGCUUUAACUCCGAAAGUGUUUGCAGAGUUAUAAACAAUAAAUAAAUAUUAUAACACCCAAGAAUACGUCUGGACCUUGUGAUGACAUGUCAGGUCAGCGCUUUAAGAUAAAAGGUUUUUGGAUUUUGGAGAGGAAUCAAUUGUGGUUUCUUACUAGAUUAGAAAAAGUAGAAUAUUAUGUGUUAUUGUCAACACUGGUUAUCCAGUGUCUACAGUACACAACACUUGCAUAGGAUGCAUUCAUGUAUUUGCACACUAGAGGGAGCCAUAGUUCAAAGAUUGUGUGUCGCCAUGGCCAUGUUCUCAAAAUAAAGAUUUAGGAAUCGGGUUA